CGAUUACGGAUAUGGAGACUUAGAACUCGGGAUGUGUUUAUGUCAGAAGAAUCUCAGCCGGCACUGGAGUUACCCCGUCCUCGUCAUAUCGCACAGGCGCUAAUCUUCAACAGCAAAUUAAAGAAGAAACGACCAUGCUAUGAUGAGACCACGCAAUCCUAUUGGUAACCCUUCAGUUCUCUAUGGCUCAACUGCCCAAAAACCUCACUUCCAAACAUCUCUUAAAGCUCCUCAAAUCCGAAAAGAAUCUCAACUCAGCGCUCUCUCUUUUCGACUCUGCUAGUCAACACCCGGGUUAUACCCACACCGCCGUCGUCUUCCACCACAUCCUUCGCCGCCUCUGCCUUUCCAACUCGAAUGGGAAACUUCCGCCUCGCAUUGGCGAAAUCGUUGAUAUGAUCCAAACCCAGAAAUUCCAGUGCUCUGAGGACGUUGCAUUGACUGUGAUCAAAGCGUAUUCCAAGAACUUACUCGUCGACAAAGCAGUUGAAACUUUUCAAAACAUGGUGGAAAUCUUUGGGUGCGGACCCGGUAUUAGGUCGUACAAUACUCUGCUCAACGCUUUUGUGGUGUCAAAUCAACUGAGCAAAGCGGAGUUGUUUUUUAGAUCCUUUGAGACAAUGGGGGUGGCGCCAAAUUUAGAAACCUACAACAUUUUGAUCAAGCUUUCAUGUAGAAGGAGGAAAUUUGAUAACGCUAAAGAGCUGCUGAAUUGGUUGUGGGACAACGGUUUCAAGCCUGAUGUGUAUGGUUACGGGACAUUGAUUGAUGGGCUUGCUAAAGUUGGGGAUUUGCGCAGCGCCUUGAAACUGCUCGACGAAAUGUCUGAGAGGGGUGUGAUUCCGGACGUGACAUGUUACAAUAUCCUAAUUAAUGGUUUUUUCAAGAAAGGGGAUUUAGCGGGAGCUAAUGAGACGUGGGAGAGGAUGAUAAGGGGAUCAAGUGUCUAUCCAAGUGUGAUUAGCUAUAAUGUUAUGAUUAGUGGGUUGUGCAAAUGCCGAAGGUUUACUGAGGCUCUGGAGUUGUGGAGCAGAAUGAGGAAAAAUGAGCGGAAAAUGGAUUUGUUUACAUGUAGCUCGUUGAUUCAUGGGCUGUGUGAGUUAGGGAAUAUAGAUGGGGCAGAGGCAGUUUUUGCAGAAAUGAUUGACACUAAGGUGUUUCCUGACGUUGUUGUUUAUAAUGCAAUGCUUAAUGGAUAUGGCCGGGCUGGGGAUAUUAGGAGGAGCUUUGAGUUGUGGGAGUUGAUGGGAAGGGAGGGUUGUCGCAAUAUUGUUAGCUUCAACAUUUUUAUGAGAACUUUAUUUGAGAAUGGAAAGGUGGAUGAAGCAAGUGCACUUUGGAAGCUCUUGGUGGAGACUGAACUAUCUGCUGAUUCUGCAACUUAUGGAACUUUAGUUUAUGGGUUUUGUCAGAAUGGACUCCUUUUCAGGGCUUUGUUGGUUUUGGAAGAGGCAAAAGAUAAAGGAAAUGUUCUUGAUGCUUUUGCAUAUUCAGCAAUGAUUUCUGGGUUAUGCAGAGAAGGUACACUAGACAAAGCAGUUAGGGUGCUUGCUCAGAUGAUCAAAUGCGGCUGUAAACCAAAUUCCCAGUUGUGCAAUGCACUUAUUGAUGGAUUUGUCCAAGCUUCUAAGAUGAAGGAUGCUCUCAAGCUUUUACACAAAAUGAACAGCAUAAACUGUUCCCCAAAUAUUGUCACUUAUAACACGAUUAUAGAUGGACUGUGCAAAGGUGAAAGGUUUGCUGAAGCAUAUGAGCUUGUGAAGGAAAUGCUGGAAAAAGGAUGGAAGCCGGAUAUGAUUACAUAUAGCUUGUUAAUGAGAGGUCUUUGUCAAGGCUAUAAGAUUAACUUGGCCCUUAACUUGUGGAGCCAAGUUGUCAGCAAGGGUUUGACGCCAGAUGUUACCAUGCACAAUAUAAUGAUUCAUGGCCUCUGUUUGGCUGGCAAAAUUGACGUUGCUUUACAUCUGUAUCUCAACAUGAGUCAGUUGAACUGUGUGCCAAACCUUGUUACUCAUAAUUCUCUAAUGGAGGGCUUUUAUAAAGCCAGGGACUGCAAAAAUGCAUUAGUCAUCUGGGCUCGCAUUUUGAGAGGUUGGCUUCAGCCAGACAUCAUUUCAUAUAAUAUCACCCUCAAAGGACUUUGUUCUUGCAAUAGAAUGUCGUAUGCAAUGUCAUUCUUGAAUGAUGCUUUGAGUAAGAAAAUUGUUCCUACCAUAAUCACUUGGAACAUACUUGUCAGAGCAGUUCUUAUUGAACGGGCUUCAACAUGAUCUUGGUUCUAGAUCUUGAAAACUUGAGUCUCAUAUGGUUAAACGUUGGUGUUCGAAUUUAUGUGAACUCCACUCAAGCAAGACAAGUUCCUGCUAUCGGUAUGCAAUAGUUUGAAGUUCAUAUUGCAAGUCAACUCUCUCAGGUUCUCAAGUUACCUCCUGGAUGUGAAAUGACAGAUAUUACAGACUAUAUGAGCAUUACUUUCUUUCUUCAAAGAAGUGAUAUUUGAAUAGUGUUUCCCAAGAUUAAGGAUCUACUGCUUUUCGUGUUCUGCAUCCUAAGAUUAUUUUGGUCUUGCAGGUUAGUUGCAAAAAGCAUUGGUCAUGUCAACUGUGAAGGCACAUUUGCGUUCGAAGUUCCUAGAAUCUUGGUACGGAUGGAUUGAAUAGAUGAAUCAUGUCUACUUACAGCAUUGGGCUUAAGGUUUGAGUAGGUUGAUAAUUUUUCCUGGAAGUUUUGUUAGCAAACUGAUUUGCACUUAAUUUUGCAGCUUCUUUGCUGAACCAGAGUUUAGCUGGCCUAAGUGAUAGUAGUACAUGCAGCAAUUUUAAGUGAUUUGUUACAGGUCUGGAAGCUUCCGCUUUUAGUCUUUUUCAAUUCACAUAUCCUUCAUGUGUCUUGGUUGUAUUCUCAUUGGUAAAUUUCCAUUGGAAAGCAUCAAAAAAGAAGGUUUGGUGGUCGUAGUGGGAUCUCCAGAACCUAGCAAUGAUGCAAAACUAAAUUUGCUUGAUGUAUUAGCCCCAAAUGGUAAGACCUUAUUUGGGGUUAUAACUCAUGCGACACUCAAAUUGUUUUCUCUUAAACUGCUAUAGUGAAAUCAAAUAUCUCAGUGGUGUGGGGAGAAAAAAAAUCACUCUUUAUCUAUUUUGCUUUUGUUUUGUUCUGUUUUUUCUGUCUCUGACAACAUCAUUUGCUCGUAGAGGAGUUGAGAAAGCAAACCCACCAAGAUUGCUCCAAGAACUGCUACCUUACGCCAGUCAGAUGAUGAAGUGAUCGACGCAUCACAAAUUCCAAUAAGUACCAAGCCUAUUAGUGCAAGCUCUCUCUUUUCCAGGGGGUGUUUUCUGGCGCAAGUUCUUGAAGAACAGACCUUCGUUUCUGUCCUCCUCAAUUUGGCCUUCGAAAUCUGCCAACUUCUUCUCACUUUCUUCAAUCUCCUGCUUAUUCAAUUCUGCCGAUUCUUCAAAGGCUUGCAUCUGGCUCUCUAUGUUUUCCAUUAUCUGCUCAAGAAAAUUAGUUGAAGUGGUUAUAAGUUAAUUUCCUAGUAGAAAUUAUGUUCUUGAUAAAGAAGAGAUCAAACAGACCCUGGAGCCAGCUUCAUCAAGUUCUUUGAGAGCAUUUUCACCUAUUUGAUCAAUUUCAGCAUUGGCUUCUUCUGCAAACUGGGUCAGAUAUGCGGACCUUUCAUCUAAGUAAUCAGUAAGACGUAGUUUUUGGGCUUGCAGCAUUGCUAUUCGGGCAAGCAAUUCCUGCUUUCUUCUAUCUCCUUCAGGUGGCGGUGUUCCCGAAUCUGAUUCGUUUGCCUUGCAUAGGAGGAGGUUGGUGUACUUCCUCUUGGAGUAAUCUCUUCCUCGGAGUAAAGCGUGCUUGUUUGGAGUAAAAGGGGAUUGAAAUGCUUUUAGGGACAUCAUAUUUGCUGUCAUCCAAGUAAGAGAGGAAGAGAGAGAGAGAGGGAGGGGGCAAUUGUGCAAGAGCUGCGGAGGCGUUUUGAACCUCUCAUUAAGUUGCAUUAUCUCGUCGGCAAGACCUCUGUCUGACUUGUAUGGAUUUGUUUUUAUUGGUUUAAAAAGCAAAUUUGAUGCUACUCCCUUUGAACAACGGCUCGUUUAUUGGUCAUGACAAAAGAAUUGAGACUUUGUAGGG
Coffea arabica (coffee) is the source of this 4134-nucleotide messenger RNA. NCBI's taxonomy places the organism in Eukaryota, Viridiplantae, Streptophyta, Magnoliopsida, Gentianales, Rubiaceae. The record is from RefSeq and is a predicted model, not a curated record.